CAGCGUCUUAAAACCUUCGUGUAACAACACGUUUCUCACUUUUAUUUCAAAGAUGUACUCCUCAAAGUGAGACUGAAGAUGUGUAAGAACAACUAACGUAUGUUUGAGUAGUUAAAUCAAAAGUAUAACAUCUGAACGCGAGCGAUAAAAACUGCGUGCACCACAAUCUACAGAAAGAUAAUGAGGAUCGUUGCGCUACCGCCAAAACACCAGAGGGCGCACUACAGGCGCUGCUCUCUAAGCAACACCAUCACUGAGGCUGAAGAAGACGUUAUAGGAAGCGAUGAGGAAGGGAGUCUGAAAUAAACAAUACAAUGAAAUAUUACACAUAAUGAUAAUAAUACAACGUUAACUGGGGGUUUCAUAUAUUAAAGUACCGUCAUUUCUUCGAGAGAAGAGGACAUGGCGUUUGUCACGGCAAACUGGAACCCUCUGGGAGAGGCGUUUUACAGAAAGGUCGAGUUGUAUGACAUGAGCUGGAAAUUAAAGGAGGGUUUGAGAGAAUGUCUGAUUACAGCAGCUCCGUAUGGGGGUCCCAUCGCUCUCUUAAAGGGGUACCAACGGCGCUCACCAAGUACCAGGCCACAAUUAGAGAUCUACUCGUCCUCCGGAGUACCUAUGGCCAGUUUUCCAUGGAAGAGUGGGUUGGUGAAGCAGUUAGGAUGGACGGUGUCUGAUGAUCUUCUGUGCGUUCAGGAGGAUGGCACUGUUCUGGUCUAUGAUCUGUUGGGAGGCUAUAAGAAACAUUUCAGCAUGGGCAAUGAAGUUUCUCAAAGUCAGGUGAUGGAGACCAAGAUUUUCCAUUCACCGUAUGGGACUGGAGUCGCUAUAUUAACCGGUGCAUUGCGGUUCACUUUGGCCACAAACAUCGAUGACAUAAAACUGAAGAGGUUACCUGAAGUACCCGGUCUAGAAGGGGCGCCCACAUGCUGGGCGGUCCUGACUCAGGACAGGCAAAGUAAAGUGCUGGUUGCUAAUGGAUCUCAUCUCUUCAUCCUUGAUAAUACAUCCUGCACGUCUGUGACUCCUCCAGGUCUUUCUCCACAAGCAUCCAGCAUACUGCACAUGUGUGUUUCAUUCAGUUAUAAAUAUCUGGCUCUCCUCACAGACUCGGGUCAUGUGUGGAUGGGCACGUCAAACCUAAAGGAGAAAAUCAGCGAGGUGGACACCAACAUUAGAACUCCCCCAAAGCAGAUGGCCUGGUGUCGUCGACCCAAGAGUCAGCAGUCGUCGGUAGUGAUCAUGUGGGACAGGCUCCUACUAGUGGUAGGCGAGUGUAAAGAGAUGAUUCAGUACCCCCUGGACAGCGACUCUGUUUUGGUGCCGGAGAUGGACGGGGUCAGGAUCAUCAAUGAAACGCACCACGAGCUUCUGCAGGAGGUCCCGGGUGCCUGUGAGGAGAUCUUCAAAAUAGCUUCAAUGGCUCCUGGAGCAUUACUCCUGGAGGCGCACAAAGAAUAUGAGAAAGAGAGUCAGAAGGCAGAUGAGUAUCUAAGAGAGAUUAAAGAGCAGAAUCUGCUGGCCGAGGCGGUGAAGCAGUGUGUGGAGGCAGCCGGUCACGAGUACGAACCCGAGACACAGAAAACUCUCCUGAGGGCCGCUUCAUUCGGAAAGUGUUUCCUGAGCAAUUUUCCUCCUGAGCUUUUCAUCAGCAUGUGUCGGGACCUGCGGGUGUUGAACGCGGUGCGAGAUUACACCGUCGGCAUGCCGCUCACUCACACUCAGUUCAAACAGAUGACCAUACAGGUGCUAAUCGAUAGACUGGUGCAUCGUAAACUGUAUCCCUUAGCCAUUGAGGUUUGCCGCUUUUUAAAGACUCCAGAAUAUCAAGGAGUGAGUCGGGUACUCAAACACUGGGCCUGCUACAAGGUCCAGCAGAAGGAGGAGUCAGAUGAGGUCAUAGCGAAAACUGUGAACAUGAGGCUUGCUGAUGCCUCUGGAAUCUCCUACUCCGAAAUUGCCACAAAAGCAUACGAAAGCGGACGCACUGAGCUGGCCAUUAAGUUGUUGGAGUAUGAGCCACGCUCUGGUGAGCAGGUCCCACUGUUGUUAAAAAUGAAGAAGAGUCCUCUGGCUUUGAGCAAAGCCAUUGAAAGUGGAGACACAGAUCUCGUGUACACAGUGGUCAUGUAUCUGAAGAACGAACUGAACAGGGGAGACUUCUUCAUGAUGUUGAGGAACCAGCCCGUGGCUCUGAGCCUCUACAGACAGUUCUGUAAACACCAGGAGCUGAACACACUGAUGGAUCUCUUCAAUCAAGAUGAUGAUCACCAAGAACUCGGAAACUACUAUGUAAAGGCCAGCUAUAAAGAGCCGAGACUGGAGGCCAGGGUUGCUCUCCUGCAAAACUCUGUGGAUGAGUUCUACAAAGCCAAGAAUGAAUUCGCUGCUAAGGCCACCGAGGAAGAAAUGCGUCUCCUGAGGUUCCAAAGAAAGCUGGAGGAAGAGAAGGGCGAGCCGCUUGUGGGAUUUUCUCUUCACGACACCAUCACAGCGCUGCUGUCUGUGGGGUUACACAAACGUGCCGAGCAGCUCUACAAGGACUUCAGAGUAUCUGAUAAAAGGUUCUGGUGGCUGAAGCUCAAGGCCCUGGCUGAAAAGGGAGACUGGGAUUGGCUGGAGAAAUUUGCCAAAAGCAAGAAGUCUCCUAUUGGAUAUCUGCCAUUUGUGGAGGUGUGCAUUAAACACCAAAACAAAAAUGAAGCCAGAAAAUAUGUUUCUAGAGUCACACCAGAGCAGAAGGUCAAAGCUCACCUCGCAGUGGGUGAUCUGCAGAGUGCCACGGAAGCUGCUAUCGAGAGACGGAACGAAUCGGAGAUCAUUACCGUCCUGUCACGCUGUUCGGCCACAACUGAUGUCAUUUUGGUGGAACGUCUAAACCGGGCUAAAGCCACCGCUGCCAAAAAGUGAGCCCGUCCACUUCCACCCUGAUCAGCUGAACUGACGAACACUGAACCAAUGUGCACCCAAAGGAUCCUGCACGACUUCACGUGAUUUUCUUUCUGAUGUAAUGGAAAAUUGGAUAGAUAUGUCUGCAAAACAAAAGAGUUGACACAGACGGAUGGAGUUUGCCAGGGUGUGUGCACAGAGAGAAAGUCUCAUGGUCAGCGUUUGCCUUCAGCGAGUAGCACUUCCCAUCAUCCUCUUCACCGUAAUCAUGUAAUAUCUUUGCCUUUAACAGAUUAUAAAGAUGAAUAAAACCCAUUGGUCUGGUCCUUGAUUUUGAUUGGUUGAGCUGUGUUUGAAGCUUUGGUUAUUGUCACACCAGUAUUACUGCAACUUGAAUAAUGUUUUUAACAGCAUUAUUUCUGUGUUUUUAUGUUAUGAGACCCUUCAAGGUAUAUUGAAUUUAAAUUAAAAAUUAAAAAAGCAUAUUUAUAGUUUAUUUUUGUGUUGUGCUUACUUUUUAGAUUUGCUUUAAACCACAGCUUCUUGGGAUUUACUGCUUCAUCAAAUCUUACUUAAUCAUUAUUAAAAAUAAUGUAUUAUUGUAAAUAAAUUGUGGUUGCAUACUGAA
Molecule: messenger RNA, 3517 nt
Organism: Triplophysa dalaica
Lineage: Eukaryota; Metazoa; Chordata; Actinopteri; Cypriniformes; Nemacheilidae
Gene: vps16
Product: VPS16 core subunit of CORVET and HOPS complexes
Exons: 23
Coding region: 403-2910 (835 amino acids)
Biological process (GO): vacuole fusion, non-autophagic; endosomal transport; intracellular protein transport
Cellular component (GO): cytoplasm; lysosomal membrane; endosome
Molecular function (GO): actin binding
Source: RefSeq, a predicted model, not a curated record